Paramormyrops kingsleyae is the source of this 900-nucleotide messenger RNA. Lineage: Eukaryota; Metazoa; Chordata; Actinopteri; Osteoglossiformes; Mormyridae. The record is from RefSeq and is a predicted model, not a curated record.
GACAACCUUAACCCCUACCCAGCCCUAAUCUUAGUCAUAAGUACCACAAUGUAAUAUAAACAUAAUCCACCCCCCACAUUUACACAGCUACACGAAGCCUAUAGACGCACACAUGCCUUAUAGAGAAUGCGUAUAAAUACACAAAUAAACAAACACACACCUCAGACUCAGGAAGUCACAGGAAAACUUUAGGCAUUAGACAGCUGCUUUUAUCAGCUUCUCUGUGGUACAUGCUGGAGAUUCAAGAAAGACAGCAGCUGAAUGUUAGCGCAGACUGGCAGGAAUUGAUAGUUAUAAUAAUAAUAAUAAUAAUACAUUUUAUUUUCAUUUUAUAGUUAAGUCCAAAAGAUCAGUCGAGCUGAGUUUUACAGGUUGACAGCAUGGUCCUGAAAGCAAACACUGUCCUCUGUGUGACCUGCUAGCUGUCCUCUCCUCUGAACCCUCUUCAGUUUCUCUUGGUUGUGUCUCCUGGUGUUCGUCCACUUCGCUUCUCGUCUGUCAGGCACAAAGUACGGCCGUUUCCCAGGCUGGCUGGAGCUCUGGCUCACCAUGAGGAAGCAGCUGGGCCUCCUGUCCUUCUUCCUGGCCUCACUGCAUGCCAUCUACAGCCUCUGCUACCCAAUGAGGCGUUCUUACAGAUACAAGCUGCUCAACUGGGCCUAUCAGCAGGUGCAGCAGAACAGGGAGGAUGCGUGGGUGGCGGAUGACGUCUGGCGGAUGGAGGUCUACAUCUCCCUGGGUGUGCUGGGCCUGGCCGCCCUGUCCGCCGUGGCCGUCUCCUCCAUCCCAUCCGUCAGCAGCUCCCUCACAUGGACUGAGAUGCAGUGCAUCCAGGUAAGGAGCCAUCACACCCUAGACUUGACAAAUCAAGCCCAGAUAAGUGGCACAGGAGUGGGAUAG